Messenger RNA from Dendronephthya gigantea, 2382 nucleotides. RefSeq names its product serine palmitoyltransferase 2-like. Gene Ontology annotation, cellular component: serine palmitoyltransferase complex. Lineage: Eukaryota; Metazoa; Cnidaria; Anthozoa; Malacalcyonacea; Nephtheidae. The record is from RefSeq and is a predicted model, not a curated record. Gene Ontology annotation, molecular function: pyridoxal phosphate binding; serine C-palmitoyltransferase activity. Gene Ontology annotation, biological process: sphingosine biosynthetic process; ceramide biosynthetic process. Bases 91 to 1689 code for a protein of 532 amino acids. The transcript has 11 exons.
AAUGGAUUUCCCCUACAAAGCGGGGAAAACAAUGGCGAAACUUCGGCUCAAAUAUUUAAGUAAUUCGAAGUUUUGCUAACGGUAGCCGCGAUGAACGGGCAUAUACGCUUGGAGCAUAAUCUCCCCGAACCAAAUGCACUUACUUUAAGAAAUGGAAUACAAAAGAAUGUUCCGAAAGGCGAUACGAUGAAAAAUGGCUAUCGUGUUCAACGUGAUGAUGAAGACACUCGGAAAAGACCAGUUCACAACGAGGAAUUUGAACCGACGCCCCUGCUGAUCGCCGUGCUAACGUACAUAUCCUAUGCAAUACUUAUUAUUUUUGGCUACAUGCGAGACUUGAUGCGUUUUUACCGGCUUGAAAAAUCAAGAGCUUACAAGGAACUUGGAAAUGAGGGUUUUGUCCCACUAUAUGCAAGCUUUGAGAGCUUUUACACAAGAAAUCUGUACAGACGUUCAAAUGACUGUUUUAAUCGACCAAUAUGCAGUUUACCAGGGGCGGAAAUUGACCUUAUGGAAAGACACAGCGACGACUAUAACUGGACGUACAGGUUUACAGGAAAUAGCACAAAGGCUUUGAACCUAGGAUCAUAUAACUAUCUUGGUUUUGCCGCAAACUCUGGUCCAUGUACAGAUGCCUCAGAGCUAGCCAUAAGGGAACAUGGUCUUGCAACAUGCAGCACCAGACAUGAAUAUGGUACCAUGGACAUUCACGUUGAGCUUGAGCAACUUGUGGCAAGAUUUAUUGGCAAAGAAGCAGCGAUGGUGUUUGGCAUGGGUUUUGCUACAAACUCAACAAACCUCCCAACUUUGGUGGAUAAAAAGUGUUUGAUUGUCAGCGACGAGCUCAACCAUUCCUCGCUUAUUUUGGGUGCAAAACUGUCCGGAGCAAAGGUCCAAAUAUUCAGGCAUAAUGAUAUGGCACACCUUGAGAAAAUACUAAGAUCAGCUGUGAUCCAGGGACAACCUCGAACACACAAAGCAUGGAAAAAGAUUCUUAUCAUUGUUGAAGGGGUUUACAGCAUGGAAGGAUCAAUAGUAAAGCUCCCGGAAGUAAUUGCUUUAAAAAAGAAGUACAAAGCAUACCUUUACCUUGACGAAGCUCACAGCAUUGGUGCAAUGGGUCCCACUGGUAGAGGUGUCUCGGAGUACUUUGGUGUCAAUCCUGAUGAUAUUGACAUCAUGAUGGGAACGUUUACCAAGAGUUUUGGAUCAGUUGGAGGGUACAUUUCUGCCUCCAAGGAAAUAAUCAACCACAUUCGUUCCUCCUCGCACAGUGCUGCUUACGCUAGUUCAAUGUCUGCACCCUGUGCACAACAAAUUAUCUCUUCCAUGAAGAUCAUCAUGGGUGAAGAUGGUACAGAUGAGGGUCAAAGACGACUUCGUGCUUUGGCAAACAACAGCAAGUAUUUCCGAAAGGCAUUAAAAAAGGCAGGAUUCAUCAUUUACGGUCAUGAUGACUCAGUCAUAGUCCCGCUACUGCUAUAUCUUCCUGGAAAAACAACUGCAUUUAGUCGUGAGACUCUAAAAAGAGGAUUUGCAAGUGUUGUUGUUGGUUUUCCUGCAACAGGAAUUGUUGAGUCCCGAGCUAGAUUUUGUAUAUCGGCCGCUCACACCAGAGAACAAUUAGACAAAGCAAUUGCAGCGAUCAACGAAGUUGGUGACAUUCUCUGUGUAAAAUAUCUAGCCUAACGCGAAACAAGGUAAUUCAAUUUGAUUGGUUUUUUCCACCCAGCUGCCACCAUUGGGAACAAAAUAUGUGGCAUGACCAGCAAAACAAAUUAAAAAAAUAUGCAAUUUGAAAUGGAAUCAAGAUUAAACUAUGUUUUUUAAUUAUUAAAAAUCACUUAUCAGUGUUGUGAUAAAGAAUUUAUAUUAGUUAUACAAUGUUGUAGUUAGUUACAUUUUAAAAGACAAUCAAGUCCAUUUUGAACAAGCAACCAGGAAUGACUUCUUGGUCAUCAUAUAAACCAUGAUUUAUUCACAUUUGGACUUGACUGCUGUUUUAAAGCAAAAAAUAAAAUCAUACGAGUGAUGUAAACUAAAUUAACCCGUUUGCGAACUUUGAACUGUUAUUUCUAAUUACCAUUAAAAUGAAAUGACUAUCAUUUAAUGUAUACAUUUUGUAACAUUGUGGUGUUCUAAUUUAACUAAAUUAUAACAUUCUAUUGUGUUUCAUAUAUGUGCAAAUGUUAAAAUAUACUUUUUGUGUAUACGUACAAACUGUGAAUAAAUAGUGCGUUUUCUUGAUCUCAGUUUUGACUAAAAAGAUGCAACUAUAAGUUUGGGUAAUCUGAUCUUACCUGAAUAUUGCGCAAAUCCUAUAUAGCUAUAGGUAAAAAUCGCGAUAAAUGUAAUAGUAUUUACAAAUAUUCGAAUUAUUUU